AUGUCUGAUGAACCCACGAUCCUCCGCCCGCGUCCGCGGCGCGUGUUCGACCUCACCCCCGAAGAGCCCUCCUCCCCUGCCGAGCCAGCCAACCCGGACCUGUUGAAUCCUCGCGAAGGCGGUUCAACGAAUGUUAGCCGCAACGUAUCGAUCAUGAACCUGACAUCGCCAACUCUUGUCGGGAUCUAUUCUCCGACCGCAUUUGAAGGCACUCGCGACGAUUCUUCGCCUUGGGGCACGGAAGCUCAUACCCCCGAAGCUCUGAACGCCGGCAUUCGGCCAGUCAUCCAAGGGCCAGCACCGGGGAAGCUGCAGCGGACGCGGUCACGCCUCAGUCAGGGACUCUUCCGCGGGGUCAUCCUACCCCAGGCGCUGAAGAGCGCCUUUCUGCUUGGCUUUGGUGUGGUGUACGGAAUCAUUACGAUCCACCUGCACGAGAACCAUUGGAUCACGCCGGUGAAGCUGGAGAACGUCCAUUACUACGGAUCAUGGCAAUAUCUGGCAUUUUGGGGCGUUGCGGGAGUCAUUCUGGGUAACGUACUCCCGUGGUUUGACCAGUUUUCGGAUGACUUGCUCAACGACGGCAAGCAAGCUGCUUCUUCGGCGAGUGACGAGGAAACUGCCGAACGCACACUGUCGUGGGUUGCGGCGGUCCGCAGCGUCGGGGCCUUUGUUGGAAUCGCAUUUGCUAUGCGUCGACUACCCUGGGAAUCUACGACCCAAGCUUCGGUAACCCUCGCACUUGUGAACCCUGUCUUGUGGUAUCUCAUCGACCGCACUCGGACAGGGUUCGUCUUGUCGACUGUGGUUGGUUUGCCCUCUAGCCCCACCCUUCUGUUGGCCAACGUUACGGGGCGGGACUUCGGUUUGGACAUUGGGAUGACACAGGAAAGCGUUGCUGUGCGGACAUGGAUUGCCAGUGUUUUGUUCUGCGCCUGUGUUUGCUUCGGAAACAUUGGCCGGCAGUUGGCCAUUGGCAAUUCCGGGAGAGAGUCGCUCAAGAAGUGA
Molecule: messenger RNA, 1008 nt
Organism: Aspergillus uvarum CBS 121591
Lineage: Eukaryota; Fungi; Ascomycota; Eurotiomycetes; Eurotiales; Aspergillaceae
Product: INSIG family protein
Exons: 3
Coding region: 1-1008 (335 amino acids)
Biological process (GO): sterol biosynthetic process
Cellular component (GO): endoplasmic reticulum
Source: RefSeq, a predicted model, not a curated record